UGUUGAUGCAGUUGUCAAAGGAGCGCCAGCGCACGCAGCGACCCCCCAGAUUGCUCUUCUUCUCGUCCUCCUCUACUACAUACAUAGCUCCGGAAGUGUAUAAUCUUGUUCUGAUAUCCUGUUCCAAUGGCCGAAGGCAGCAACUACGAUUACCUCUUCAAGAUUGUGCUCAUUGGUGACUCGGGUGUCGGAAAAUCUAACCUACUCUCGCGGUUCACGCGGAAUGAGUUCAACCUCGAGUCGAAGUCCACCAUAGGCGUCGAGUUUGCGACGAGGUCGAUAAAUGUCGACGGCAAGACGAUCAAGGCGCAGAUAUGGGAUACUGCUGGUCAAGAACGCUAUCGUGCCAUUACCGCUGCAUACUAUCGCGGCGCUGUCGGUGCACUCCUGGUCUACGAUAUCACCAAGCAUGGGUCGUACACGAACGUCACCCGAUGGCUGAAAGAGCUUCGUGACCACGCAGAUGCCAACAUUGUCAUCAUGCUUGUCGGGAACAAGAGUGAUUUGAAGCAUCUGCGGGCCGUGCCCACCGAUGAAGCCAAGGCAUUCUCAACGGAGAACGGCCUGUCAUUCAUAGAGACGUCGGCGCUGGACGCCACGAACGUCGAAUCAGCCUUCCAAACAACCCUCACUGAUAUCUAUCGUAUAGUUUCCAGGCAAACUCUGGAGCAAAACGCUGACCCCAUCAAGCCGCCCACUGGAGACACUCGUACAAUCAACCCGAGCGUGGAUAACAGUGCCAGCGCUCCGAGCGGGAAGUGCUGUUAGGCGCUUGACAUCUCACUCUACAUCUGGUCUCGUGCUGUUGGGUUACCGGACACACAAUACAUGCUGGCAUACGCCACGCCACUAUAGAACAUCGUAGAGCAAGGGAGCGUGUUUACAUGCACUCGCGUGUGCUAUGCAAUUUGUUGGGUGGCUAUCUACACCAUUGCUGGGCCAGUUUACAUAGGCAUUGGCGGGAAGGAUUUCUACAGGGUCGUUUGUCAGAGGGAUCAUGCUCAUGUUUGCUAGCGUACCAGCAGUGUACUAUGGAUCCUACGUCCAGUUCACCAGCGUAUAUUCG
This is a messenger RNA of Punctularia strigosozonata HHB-11173 SS5, 1066 nucleotides long. RefSeq names its product GTPase. Gene Ontology annotation, biological process: exocytosis. The record is from RefSeq and is a predicted model, not a curated record. The transcript is spliced from 7 exons. Bases 127 to 768 code for a protein of 213 amino acids. Gene Ontology annotation, cellular component: recycling endosome. Gene Ontology annotation, molecular function: GTP binding; GTPase activity. NCBI's taxonomy places the organism in Eukaryota, Fungi, Basidiomycota, Agaricomycetes, Corticiales, Punctulariaceae.